AAAAAAAAAAAGAACAUGGAAAAUGAGAGCAAGAGGAAGAUGAGGGAGAGAUUUGGCCUGAGGCGGGACAUCUUUAGAGAGUUCCUGGCGGAAUUUCUGGGGAUAUUUGUCCUGAUACUCUUUGGAUGUGGUUCAGUGGCCCAGACGGUGCUGAGUAAAGGGGCUCUCGGGGAGCCCUUGACCAUCCACGUUGGUUUCACUCUGGGAGUCAUGAUGGCUGUUUACAUGGCAGGGGGAGUGUCAGGAGCCCACGUGAACCCUGCAGUCUCUCUGGCCAUGGUAAUCCUGGGGAAGCUGCCUCUGAAGAAGUUCCCCGUCUAUGUGGUAGCACAGUUCCUGGGGGCUUUUGCUGGAUCCUGUGCUGUCUAUGGGUUGUAUUAUGAUGCUUUGAUGGAAUAUACCAACGGAGAAUUUGCUGUUACUGGUGCAAAUGCUACAGCCAACAUAUUCGCAUCUUAUCCUGCAAAACAUCUCUCAGUCCUAAAUGGGUUUGUUGAUCAGGUAAUUGCGACCGGUGCUCUGAUCCUGUGCAUCCUGGCCAUCACCGACAGGAAGAAUAUCGGUGCUCCCAAAGGCAUUGAGCCUCUGUGCAUCGGCCUGAUCAUCAUGGCCAUCGGAGUGUCCAUGGGUCUGAACUGCGGCUAUCCCAUCAACCCAGCACGAGACCUCGGCCCACGGUUCUUCACGGCUGUGGCUGGGUGGGGCAUGGACGUAUUCAGAGCUGGAGGCUGCUGGUGGUGGAUCCCCGUGGCAGGGCCCAUGGUGGGCGGAGCAGUGGGAGCAGGUGUUUACUUUCUCUUCAUUGAGUUGCACCACCCCGAGCCUGAAAAACAGGAGGAGAACAAUGUUCAGGACAAAUAUGAAAUGGUAACGAUGAGUUAAAAUUUAGAACAAGGGUUGCAGAGCGAAGCAACAAAGCAGCUGAUUUCGACCCUCCUCAGAAGGCAAAAAUGGUCACCUAGGUGAAGCCGUUUUCUACAUUUCUACAAUGAACAUUUACAGUGAGUGGUUUAAUGCAAAGCAUGCAUCUGAGUGCACACAUUUUAAAAUAUGCAUGAAUGUUUUAUGAAGCCUUUGAAGUCCCUUUUUGUAGAAAGCCUGGUCUGUUUGUAGGCUUCAGGUUUUACCUGCCAGGAGCUCUUUCAUAUAUCAGAAUUUUAAACUCUCUUGUUACCUAUAACCUCAUUAGACAUGAAGCUCUUCCUUUAAUCCCAUAAUAUCAUAACCUUUUAUGGAGAGUGUAAAUAUGCAGUAUUCUUUAUAGUCUCCUGUUUCCUAACUGGGAUCACCUCCUCUUGUUAGAAAUGUUUGCCAAGUUUCUGUACAGCAUUUUUAUUUUCACUACCUGACAGAUGGGGUAUUAAAUACAUACGUAUCACUUAUGAAACCAUUGAUUUCAUGUAUAAAUGUAGUUAUUUAUGGUGUGGUAUGGUGUGUUUCGUGGAGUGACGUCCUUGCUCUGUUUCAUUUCAUCCUUUGCAUGCAUGAAACAAUGUGUGAUUGAUUACUUUAUCUUGCGAACACUUUUAUGCAGAAAAUCCAGCCUUAAACACUUAUUCUGGUUUUGCUUCUUUUUUAUUCGUCUCCAUUAUUUUGUGGCACGUAAACUUAAUGCUGGAUUACACAUUUACUCAUUACAGGCACCCUUGAUAUAUAUCUUAUCACAGGACAUGAGUGUCUUCUUCUUCUUCUGCUAAAAAAAAAAAAUCAUUAUUUUGUGUCCAGCACAAACUUCCUGUCACUGAACUUGCUGAACUGUACUCGAGUCAGUGCACAUGCUGUAUCAGGUGCAAACACUGGCUGUAACUGUUUACAUUAAAAGCUGUAAAAAAAAUGUGUCAUAAAACACAAAUAUUUGGCGUGGCUUAGCUUUGGUUCCAAGUUCAACAUCAUAAAUUGGGCAAAAUGAGAUACACUGCUUGGAAAUGUAAAAGGUGUGAAACACUUGGCUUCAUUAAAUGUGCUGUGGAGUUACAUAAUGGUUGUAAUGUCAACAGGCCGUGUUUUAGAAUUUGUGACCCAGCGCGGCAGAAUGAAUAACAAGCUUUAGGCUCCAGAGUCAGACAGCAGGAUACAUUUAGACCUUUGCUGACGUUAAUGUGGGUACCUGCUGUCAGCUGAGCAGGCGUUUACACAAACAUUAAUUGUGAGAUUACAUUGUUCUGCACUGAAUGCCAUUUUCACAACAGCACAAUUGAAGUGUUCACUUGCAAAAACAGAUAAAGACCUUGUUAAAAUGAAUAAACUAACGGCAGUCUGAUUGAUGAUUGAGUUAAAAAACGUGAAUUACAAAGAUAAAUCAAAAUGACGAUUUCUAUUUUUACAAAUGAAUCUUUCAGUUUUACAUUUGUAGACACCUUUCUGGCGACGUGACAAUCAUUUAAAUUAGUUAUAAUGGGUUGGGGGUUUUUUUCAUUUGUUUUUUAUUUACUUUUGUGCAACAGAAAAAAAUGUGAAGAGAAUCAGCGGCACAGAUGUCAAAGAGUGAUUUUGUGGUGAGGUCUUUCACCACCACCAGUUUAACACGAAUGAAGUGUGCCCAUUAAAACCCUGUAUGUGGCCUGCGUUUGAAUCAGAGUAAUUUCAGUGAGCAUGUCUGAGAAGCAGCUGAAGGUGUUUGUGUCACUGAAUCCAUUCAGCUCGUCAGUGAACUGGUGUAUAUGUUGGUACUCGUCUCCCACUUGUCCCACACUCUGAUGUUAGUGCUUCUGUCCUGACUGCAGCCUGUCAGGGAAAAAAAAACAUUUUAAUAUUUCAAAAAGUUUUGU
Chelmon rostratus (copperband butterflyfish) is the source of this 2768-nucleotide messenger RNA. RefSeq names its product aquaporin 9b (gene aqp9b). Lineage: Eukaryota; Metazoa; Chordata; Actinopteri; Chaetodontiformes; Chaetodontidae. The transcript has 6 exons. Bases 16 to 882 code for a protein of 288 amino acids. Gene Ontology annotation, biological process: water transport; glycerol transmembrane transport. Gene Ontology annotation, molecular function: water channel activity; urea transmembrane transporter activity; glycerol channel activity. The record is from RefSeq and is a predicted model, not a curated record. Gene Ontology annotation, cellular component: plasma membrane; basolateral plasma membrane.